AUGGGCGCAUACCGCCUGGCGCCGCCUAAAGGGAGCCUCGACACCUGCUACGACUUCACCGGCGUCAUGGUCGUCAGGGUGCCGAGGGUCGCGCUGGUGUUCGACCGGAACGCCGCCGUGGAGCUGGACGCCUCGGGGAUCCUGCUCGACGACUGCCUCGCCUUCGCGCCCAACGGCGACGACCGCGCUCCGGGGAUCAUCGGCAACGUGCAGCAGCAGACCAUCGAGGUGCUCUACGACGUCGGCGGCCGGUCCGUGGGCUUCCGCCGCGGCGCGUGCUGA
Messenger RNA from Miscanthus lutarioriparius, 282 nucleotides. Lineage: Eukaryota; Viridiplantae; Streptophyta; Magnoliopsida; Poales; Poaceae. The record is from the annotation of a GenBank genome assembly.